Molecule: messenger RNA, 3156 nt
Organism: Leptinotarsa decemlineata (Colorado potato beetle)
Lineage: Eukaryota; Metazoa; Arthropoda; Insecta; Coleoptera; Chrysomelidae
Product: hydrocephalus-inducing protein homolog
Biological process (GO): axonemal central apparatus assembly; cilium movement
Cellular component (GO): axoneme
Source: RefSeq, a predicted model, not a curated record
GGUUGUUUAUAAUGCAGAUAAAAUCGGUGAACACUAUUUCAAUCUCAAAUGUGCCAUAGAGAAGAUGAAAUCGCCGUUGAACAUCAACGUUACCGCUAAAUGUUUGGAAGUCAUAGCAUCGGUUACUUACAUCAAUAAAGAAGGAUAUGAAGUAGUCUUGGACGCGAAAAACGAGAAUCGUAUCGAUCUUGGAAAAAUUGGCAUCAGGACCAAACGCGAAUUGAAAUUUCAAAUCUCAAAUGCGGGACAGACAGGAUUUUUCUACAUUUGGAACUUCAAUGGCAAAUCUAUUGAAUAUGCUUUGGAGAUUUCUUCAGCAAAGUUAAAGGAUUUCGUGAGGAGCGGUGACUGUUCCAGGAGUGAUUUAGCCUUUGUAGCUCAGAGGAAAUGUAGUGUAAAGGAUUUCAAGAUGAAAUUAGAAAUAUCUUAUGGACCAACGUAUAUCAUAAAACUCAACGCAUUUGCUGCUGAAACAAUGUGUAAAUUUUCAUUCAUAAGUCAUAACUUUGGUAAUUGUCUGGUCCAGAAAGAAUCAUCGAAAUACCAUAAGGCAAUUUUAGAAUUGAAGAACUGUGAAAACAAAACCAUUGUAGUGGAAAAUUAUUAUGAAAAUUCCGAGGACUUGACGGUUGAUUUUAAGUCAGGAAAGAUGACGCCAAAUUCCCGUCUGACCAUUCCGAUAUACUUUCAUCCUAGAAAAGUUGGAAAAUUCGAAUUAUCCGUGCCCAUACUCGUAGAUUCUUCAAGGCGAACAGUAAAAAUAACCGGAGAAGCAGUGAAGCUGAACAUACAACUCGUCAACCCGAACGAUAAAUUCAUCAAUUUCGACUCCGUAAAACUCGGUCAAACUAAAAAAUACCGUCUUCAAAUCAUCAACAAAACACCUACCGAAGUAAACGUCAACUUAAGUGUACUCGAGGAACAUCCAAUCAGGAGGCAACAUGAAAAAAUAGAACCCGAAAUUAGGGUUCCAGAAUUACCACCAAAUCCAAAAGAGUUAUCUGUGAAACACAAAAAGGAGGCCAGCUCUGUGAUGGUUUCAGAUAAAAGGAGUACGACUCCGAUAACUAAAAGUGAGGAUACGAUCAAGAAAGAAGAGAGGAGAAAAUUCAAGGAAAGUUCUGUUCAUAGAGAGAUCACGGUUGAAAAUUUGAUAGUGAACAAAGCUAAAAAGUAUUUGCUGAUUAAUCCCAACAACUGCGUUCAGCUUGGUUUUCACCAGAAAUAUGAAUUCAUUGUGGAAUUCAAACCUACCGAACGUAUCGAGAUGUCAGAGAAGAUAUACUACAACGUUCAAGAUCACUCAGAACCCCUAUGCAUAGUAAAAGGUUCUUGUAUAGCACCUGAAUUUUCACUAGAUAAACAGAUAUUGACAUUUUCUAACGUCGUGAUUGGCUGCAAACGUGUUCUGAACGUAUUAUUGAAAAAUACAGGCGACACGAGAGGAAGAUUCAAAUGGUCAUUUGAGGAAUCUUCAGGUGAUUUCAAAUUAUACCCAACCGAAGGAUUCAUUACUCCGAAAUCAGAAAUGAAAAUCUGGAUUAGCUUCGAACCUAAAGCCGCCCUAUGCCAAAUUUUCAAAAAAGUCAAAUGUGUUGUGAACGGAUCUAUACAUUUGCAUUUACAAUUAGUAGGCAGUGCUGCAGACUUGCCUCAGCCUGUGAGUACAGUGGAAUUCACCUGCCCUGUAAGAACAACUACUUCAGGACAAAUUAUAAUAAUAAAUAGCACGAAUAACCUAUGGUCAUUGACACCUGCUGUUCCAAAUAAAUCAUUUGUGGUUCCUACUGAAAUAAUUGUUCAACCUGAAUCUUGUUCCAUUGUUGUAAUACAGUACAAGCCCAAACAGAUGUUCGGAAUCCAACCAGAUGAGGCUACCUUGUUUUUACCUCUCCCUGACGGUCAAGCCAUCAUUUACAAUUUAGUCGGGAAAGCAUUACCUCCACUACCUAUAACCAAAAUGGAGAUUGAAGUCAAAUGUAAACAAAACCACACCGAAAACCUCGCGGUCGAAAAUUGGUUGGACGUGAAACAGUGUUUCGAAGUGAAGACGGAACUUAUGAGCGCGCCGACGACGAAGACCCUGUAUAAAACCUUCGGUCAUAGUCUGAUCGAGAUGCCUCCCAACGCAUCGAGGAAUUACAAGUGGAAUAUUUACGUCAUAAAUGAAGAACAACUGGAGUUCCAGGUUGUUUUUACGAAUAUUGAGACGCGAGAGUAUAUGUUCUAUGAAAUAUCCGUCAAAGUAUUACCAAGUGGGCCCCUAGAGACGAUCAGUUUAAACAGUCGGGUGAGAGAAGAGGCAAGAACCACCAUUAAAUUGAAAAACCCCAUUAAUAUACCUGUUACGUUCAGUAUAGCUGCUGGUUUAUCAGAGUUACAGUAUGAAAAAAUAGUACGAGUUGAGCCGUAUACUACUCACGAUCUAGUUGUUACCUAUUGUCCACUGACAUCUGGAGAAGUUUAUACGAAUAUCGAAGCAAAAUGCGAAGAAUUGGGGGUAUUCACGUACGUUUUGUAUUUGACUGGAACUCCACCACCUCUGGAAAAAGUCAUCAGAUUCAGAGCAGAACUCGGUGAUAGAGGAUAUAACAAUGUUUUCCUAAAAAAUACGUUCUCCUCUCCUUUCGAGUUAUCAUCGAUGUUUGAUCAUGCUGUAUUCUCAACUGAAAAAUCUCCAUCGUUUUCGGUGGGAGAAACUGAAAAACUCACUAUUAAAUUUGAACCAAACGAGCUGGGUAUUGUGGAAAGUAAAGCAGUAUUCAAUUCAUCAAUUACCGGAGAAUAUAUAUAUCCUCUGAUUGGCGAAUGUGUACUCCCCACUCCAAAAGGACCUUUUUCAGUGAAACCUGGAGGAAUAGCUCAAAUACCAUUUUUCAACCCAUUUACCGAUCAAAAGAAGUUCGAAUUUUCGAUUGAUUCCACUUCGUUUGUACUGAAAUCAACUUCAGAUGUCAUCAAAGCUAGGAAAUAUUCAAAAAUCAUCGUCAGCUUACCAUCGACAAAGCAACUUGAAGGUUACUCAAAAUGUCCGAUUACGGGCAGAUUGGUAGUGACAUGUGAAGAUGAAGAUUUGAAGUUCAUUAAAUGGAUAUUUUAUAUUCAGAGCGACCGAUAAUUGUAGAUAUUAGCGUAAAUAAAGGCUCGUAAAUUUGA